AUGGCUAACUGGACUGGCAUCUCUGCCAAACAGCAAGAUGAAAUCGAUCGACUAGCGACUGAUAUCCCUACAAGGGAGAUACCGACCUAUGACGACUUAUCCUACGAUGAUUUCCUAAAUCAUCAUCUCAUCCACAAUAAACCUUUCUUGCUCUCACCACUCGCUACAUCGAAAUGGUCAUCUUCCGCCAAGUUCCGAAUCUCAUCCGCCGACGAAACAGUAUCUUUACCAAACUUAUCUGCACUCAGACCGUACGCCCAUCACAUCGUGCCAGUUGCCAAUACCCUUCAACAGCAAUUCUCAGAAUUCGAAAGGACCGAAAGGCCUCUUGGUGAGGUACUGGACCUGUGGGAAGAGGGCAAGGGAAGGGGACUGUAUGUAAAAGAUUGGCAUUUGAUGGCUGAGAUAGAAAGUGAGGGAAGAAGUGUGAAUGAGGUUUAUGAAGUACCGGAUUGUCUUAGAGAUGACUGGCUCAAUCCAUCCUACACACCUGAUUCUCGCCAUCACAAAGGAAGGACUAAUAGUUCAUCCGCUUCCACAUCGGAUUUCAGAUUCACCUACCUCGGUCCUCCUCUCACUUAUACACCGCUCCACAGAGAUGUCUAUGGAUCCUACUCCUGGUCAGCUAAUGUAGUUGGUAGGAAAGUAUGGUGGUUGUUCCCUCCUGAUCGACUAGAUGGGGUGAAAGAUCAGCAUGGAGAACUGGUUUUUGACGUGAGGGAUUUGGAAGAUGAAGGUCGGGCGAUCAAGAUACUUCAGCAGGAAGGGGAGAUCAUAUUUGUACCUAGUGGAUGGCAUCAUCAAGUGGUCAAUCUUGAUUUUUGUAUAUCAAUCAAUCACAAUUUCUUCUCAUCACCUACUCUUCCAAGGAUAUACGAUACUCUACGCGCAUCUCAAGAAAGGGUAGAAGAGUCAAUCUCAGAUGUGAAGGAUAUGAUCAUACAGAGAUUAGGGUCAGGAGGAGAUGCAUGGGAGAAAGAGUGGGUCGAGGAAGUCCAAUCGCUCUUAGAGAGAGAUGCAGGAUGGAACUGGAAGGGAUUCUGGCAGACCGUAGCCAAGAACAUCACCUCUCCACCUGCACCCUUUCACCUAUCUCCGCCUGUUCAAUUGAGAGAUGAGUGGAUACGACACGCCAUUGAGCGAUUCAAACUCCGAAGGGAAUGGGUUUUACAGGAUGAUAUCCGCAUGACCAUCGAGGAAAUACAAGAAUCAAUCGGGAUAUGA
Messenger RNA from Kwoniella botswanensis, 1224 nucleotides. RefSeq lists its product as uncharacterized. Gene Ontology annotation, molecular function: sequence-specific DNA binding; 2-oxoglutarate-dependent dioxygenase activity. Gene Ontology annotation, cellular component: nucleus; cytoplasm. NCBI's taxonomy places the organism in Eukaryota, Fungi, Basidiomycota, Tremellomycetes, Tremellales, Cryptococcaceae. Gene Ontology annotation, biological process: protein hydroxylation; positive regulation of translational termination. Bases 1 to 1224 code for a protein of 407 amino acids. The record is from RefSeq and is a predicted model, not a curated record. The transcript has 6 exons.